Molecule: messenger RNA, 3270 nt
Organism: Gadus morhua (Atlantic cod)
Lineage: Eukaryota; Metazoa; Chordata; Actinopteri; Gadiformes; Gadidae
Product: gap junction delta-3 protein-like
Exons: 1
Coding region: 1151-2032 (293 amino acids)
Biological process (GO): cell-cell signaling
Cellular component (GO): connexin complex
Molecular function (GO): gap junction channel activity involved in AV node cell-bundle of His cell electrical coupling
Source: RefSeq, a predicted model, not a curated record
AUAGAUUUAAUUGCCUAACUGUUUUUCAGAGUCAAGUGCUAUGUUUUGUAUUCCCCUCAAUCAGAUAAGUCUCAAAGAGUUGAGAGAGAAUUGUCCCUUCCUUGAGAAAUCUUGUUUGAUAUGAAGACUGUAUCGGCAGGAUCUUGACUUUACUUGGUGCCGUGUCUCAAAUUAUUUGAGGGGUCAUCCUCAAACCAUAUGUCAGCAACAACAACCCAUUUUAUGAACGCAACUUAAUUUCUUUAUUCAUGUUGGUCAAAGUUCUCUUGUAAAGAAAGAGAAAGUGAAUAAAUGAACGAAUGCGAUAUGAUAGGGUACUGCUGAGCUGGCAAGUCCUGGCGGCCUCUCAACUUCCUCUCAUUCGGGCACUGGCUUUAAAGGGUUCAUCAUCAAGUUAUCGCUCAUCAUCUAAACAUUUCUGUUAUAAACAGGCCAGCAGGAUCAGGCCCCUGAUGGCAACCCAUUAGAGCAGAGCAGGAAUUUCCUUUUGACCAGUCAUUUCCCUCCUGUAAAAGAACUGAACUCCUAAACUCAUUGACACAGCGACUUUGUCAAGGAAAAGCGAGACUUGGGUAAGUUACACUCUUUCUCUGUCUCUUGGCAUUCACAUGUUUGAGGAUGUAUCAAAUGAUGUAGAAGAUGAAUGUGAAGUUGUUUAAAUCUUGUCGGGUGAAUAACUUGCCCUCCUAUGUAUUGGGUACAUAGCUGGGUACUAAAGCGUGCUUCAAGGUUUUCUCUGGGUCAGUAGAUGAGUAGAUGAGUCAGUGUGAUUGCUUGCUUAAAAGUCAAUAAUCAGAUGAAAGACAAUGAAAAGCCAUUCAUUGAGACAUGUCCCUGAGCUACCUAUACUGACUUCCUUUUCUUUUUUUUAAGUUCACUCAAUGCAAGCUCUCUAAUAUUACUUUUUUCCAUUUCCUAGACCUAAUUUUCUUUUUUUGUAAAUCCUUAUAUUUUUCCCUUUUUAGUUUUAUAAUUAAUAAAUAACACAGACAUGUAUACAUUUGUAAUGCAUGUGACUUUGGUGGGUUUCAGGACAACAAAAGCCCUGAAAUCAGUUGAAAGCCCUGAGAGGUGUACUCGCAGCUGAUCGAGGGACACCAACACCCACUCCCCUUUCAAAGGACAUCGCCACCCUACUACCACCGCCGCCAUGGGGGAAUGGAGCUUCCUGGGUGAUCUGUUUGAACACCUCCAGGCACACUCGCCCAUGCUGGGUCGCUUCUGGCUCUUCAUCAUGCUCGUGUUCCGCAUUCUGAUCCUGGGCACCGUGGCGUCUGACCUGUUUGACGACGAGCAGGAAGAGUUCUCCUGCAACACCCUGCAGCCGGGCUGCAAGCAGGUGUGCUACGACCAUGCCUUCCCCAUCUCCCUGUACCGGUUCUGGGUCUUCCACAUCAUCCUCAUCUCCACCCCGGCAAUGCUCUACCUGAUGUACGCCAUGCACCACGUCUCCAAGAAAAAGCCCUCCUCGUCCGCCGACGGCACCGCCUCCACCUGCAGCCAGGAUAACCAAGAGGAGAGGCGCCUGAGGCAGCUCUACCUGGUGAACGUGGCCUUCCGCCUGAUGGCGGAGGUGGGCGUGCUGGUGGGCCAGUGGUGGCUGUACGGCUUCAAGCUGGAGGCCCAGUUCCCCUGCAGCCGCUACCCCUGCCCGUACACGGUGGACUGCUUCACCUCCAGGCCCGCCGAGAAGACCGUCUUCUUGGUGUUCUACUUUGGGGUGGGCGUGGUGUCGGCCGCCUCCAGCCUGGUGGAGCUCCUCUACGCCGCUGUCAAGUGGUUCUGCCCCAGGAAACAGGGGCGGCGCGGCAUGCUGGAUAGGUCCUACGAGUCUCAUAGCCUCAGCAACCUGCGGAAACAGGAGGAGGAGGCGAACCUGCGGUUUGUGGGAGGGGGGAAGGCGCUGUCCGACAGCGCGCUGAGCAGCGCGAGGAUGAAGACAGGCCCCGUGAGGAGCAGCGGUGCGAGGAAGACCUCCAGCGUCGGACACAAGACCUCCAGGCUCCCCAGCAGCCGGUCCUUCAUGGCGUGAGACAGGGCUGCGAUAAAUCACGAUACGCACAUCACAGCGAAUAUAGACAAAAAAAUGUCUUACUUUUUAUUUAUUUUUAAAUCACUUUGAUGCCUUUGCCAGUGGUGCACCAUGCGAGAGGAUUACCAAACAGAUCUAGGCAGAUUCACUCCACUACAAAAUCACCCCAAUCCUUACACAAUGAUCGAACAAAAAUCGCAACACAACAAUACGAUAUAUUUUUCUCCAUAUCGUGCAGCCCUAGCGUGAGAGGUCACCUCCCGGGCCCAGUCCUCAUAUGGGCUGCGGGGAACAUCGGGAUCCCCGGCGAUUGUAAGAUCGGACGGCAAACACUCUGACCGCUGAGCUACGGACUGCAGUCACCCGGGUCCGUGGUUGUUGUGGUCCUAAAGCUUUGUAAGCGAGGUUUACCUUGGAGGAACAUACAUUUUACUCACCUCUAGUAUUUUAAUUAGGAGGAUUCUAGAGAGAGACGGUCAGAGGGGUUGUAAUCGACUAUGAUUAUGUGAAUUAACACACACAACACCCAAGGAAACUAACGCUGUUCAGCUUUGUUGCAGUAUCCCUGAUUAAUGCACUGAAGGCCUGCUAAACACAGUUCACAGCACCUUACACAGUACCUCAGAGCCAGUCCUAGACCAGGAAUUCAUUGGCUGACUGAUUGAUUGAUUGAUGUGACGAGGCUGCUGAUUACAGGUUUUGUCUGAUCCUCAUCCACGAACAUUGGAGACUGGGGGUUUAAACGUGACUAGCCAGCAAUGACUCCUUUGCUGUGCCAAUGAUGAGCCCUUUAUCUUUUAAUCAGUCCUGGGACAAGGAUGCAAUCAAGGAUAACUGGAUGCUUUUUAACUGAACAUCAUCCUAAGCAUGACUUGUCAUGUCAUCAAGUAAUUAUGGAGUGUAUUUGAAUUACGGUGUACUUGAAAAACGCCUCUUUGAUUUUUUGGACACUUUGAACUGCAAAUUAGCAAUAUUUAGAUUUUUUGUAUACCGAGUUGAAUAAAAAAUGUAUCUAUAUGUUUGGUUUAUACUUUUGUUAAGCUGUAAUAAAUUGAAGGACAACUAUGUGGGUGGGAGAUUAAUGAUACAUUAUGAUCAUGAUUAUUUUGACGCCCAUAUUUAUGUAAUAUUUAUUACUUGUAUUUAUGACACAUCCUAUUAAAUUGGUUGUGUGUACUGAACCACUCCUUUUGUUUUUUAAAAAGUUGCGACAAUAAAACAAGGCCUUUGGGUUCAAG